Molecule: messenger RNA, 444 nt
Organism: Capronia coronata CBS 617.96
Lineage: Eukaryota; Fungi; Ascomycota; Eurotiomycetes; Chaetothyriales; Herpotrichiellaceae
Exons: 2
Coding region: 1-444 (147 amino acids)
Source: RefSeq, a predicted model, not a curated record
AUGGGCAAGCUCAUCAAGAACCACUGGGCCCGCCUAAUCGUCCUGACCGCGGCGACGUAUCAACUGGCCGCCGGCGUCGAGGGCUUUUUCUGGCCCAAGAUUUUCUGGGACUUCCUCACCAAGAACCUCGACGGAGCAGUCAAGCCUUUUCCUGCAUUACAAAUCAUCAACGUCAUCUUCAGCAUCUUGAUCUUCGCUUGGGAAUGGCCCUUGCACCCGGUGGUUAAGAUGUUACCGGGCUUGCAUCGCAGCAUGGAGGCGAGACUGGUGGUAUACCCCUUAGCUGCCCUUGCGGGGGUUCUGCUAUAUCAAGGCACCAACUCGGCGCUGUACUAUAUCAUCGGAGUUCUGGCUUAUUUCUGGGCUUAUUCGGAAGGAGAGACUGUCUGUCCAGAGCCGUGGACUGUCCCGAAGAGAGGCGGUGUCAGACAGGGCAAGGUCUGA